CUUCUCUUCAAUUGCCUUUUUUAUUUUUAUUUUUAUUUUUCCUUAAUUAUAUAUUAUGAACUCUGACCAUAAAGAAGAGUAUUUUGGUUCACAAUCAUCAUCAUCAUCUUCUUCUUCUCCUUACUAUAAAAGAAGUAAUUUAUUGCCUUCUUCAUCAGCGACUACCUUCCGAGAAAAAUAUAAUAAACGCUUUGGUCGAAAGAGAUCAUCAUCUUAUACUUCACUUGAUGAUAAACAGCAGCAGAAAUAUAAUUCUUCAUGGGAUCAACCUUCUAUAAAGGCAACAAGCCUUAUUUCUUCAGUGGUGUCACCGUUUUCAAGGGAGAAGAAGAUUCCAAAGAGAUCAAGCUUUUUACAUUCAGACCAGUUAGUGAGGGAUUCCUAUUUUGAUGAUGAAGAAGAAGAAGAAGAAGAAGAAAGAUAUUCAGACUAUAUAGAAGAUGAAAAUGCAUAUCUAACUCAGCAUAUCAACAGAGAAGACUCAACUAAAGGAUCUAUAUCUUGGAGAUCAAGUGUCUGGAGAGUCAUUAGAGUGAAAAGUCGAUAAAACAUGAUUUACAAAAAAAAAAAAGUUAUAUAGUAUAAUUGUGUUGUUUAUAGUUUUCUGGAUUGUUUGUUAUGUAUAUCAUCCAUUGAUAAAUUCAUGUCUUUAUACGAGUUUUUUUUUUUUUUUUUUUAUUAGCUG
Cokeromyces recurvatus is the source of this 685-nucleotide messenger RNA. RefSeq lists its product as uncharacterized. The transcript has a single exon. NCBI's taxonomy places the organism in Eukaryota, Fungi, Mucoromycota, Mucoromycetes, Mucorales, Mucoraceae. The coding region runs from base 56 to 547 and encodes 163 amino acids. The record is from RefSeq and is a predicted model, not a curated record.